ACGCUGGCGUACACCCCGUAUAUAUAAGUCAUCACCUCCGCAGAAUUUUCUGCAUUCUGCGUCUAUCUCUCGACAAGUGAGGGUGUACCUUUUGUAUUGUUCGUGAAGUUACUCCAUCCAAAGCUCUGUGAGUCAUUCUAUCGCGCAAUUCUAUUGUCAAUCGCAAAUUGAAAAGAUAUAUCAUUUGAGAAUUGAUAGGAACCUCCUGCAUCUCAAUUGUACUACCUUUUAAUCCUUUUACUCUGUGUGUGACUUAAGGCGAUAUUCUUUGAGAGCAUCUUACUCAAAAAAAAAAAAAAAGGAAUUUUCUCCUUGCCAACAAAUCAGUGCUCUUGUGGAUAUUUGAAUAUUUGGAAUUAAUACCAGAAAAAAGCGAUAAUGUCUAUUUCUGAUUUUCGGAAAAAGAAGCUUUUAUACGUGUUCAAUGUAUUCUUUGACGUUAACCAAAGUGGAGAAAUUGACGUCAAGGACUUCGAACAGGCCAUCGAUAAAAUUUGCACACUGAGAGGAUGGCCAUCAGGUUCGGCAAAAAACAAGGAAACUCAUGAAUCAAUGAUGAAAAUCUGGGAGGGACUGCGUUCCAAAGCAGACAAGGAUAACGAUGGCCAGGUGUCCGUGGAUGAGUGGUGCAAUAUGUGGGACGCAUACGCAAAGGAUCCCAGCACUGUAAUGGAUUGGCAGCAUAGGUACAUGAACUUCAUGUUUGAUUUGGAAGAUGCUUCUAACGAUGGCACAAUCGAUGCCAGAGAGUUUGCAACAGUUUGUUCGAGUUAUGGUACAGAUAGGAAGGAAUGCGAGGAAGCAUUUGGAAAAAUGUCCAAGGGAGCAGAAGAGGUUACUCGUGAGCAAUUUGCUAAAUUGUGGCAAGAAUACUUUGCAUCAGAGGAUCCGUCUGCACCGGGAAAUUACAUUUUUGGAAAUUUGACCUUUUAAAGUCCAAUGAGGAAUUUUUUGGAACAUUUCACAUUAAUCGGUAAACAGAAUGAUUCAUCAGAAAUAAAAACGAAUUAUUGUAAUGUGAAAAAAAAACAUUGAUAGAAAGAUAAAAUUAGAUAACUGCCAGAAUUCCUUCUUGUUCAAUUUCUCAAAACAACUUACAAUCAGUUCUAAAUAUUUACUAACUUUAAAAGAGAAAAAAAAAUGAAUUUAUCACUUUCUUCCAAAUUAUAUUUUCUGCUGAUGCAAAAUAAAAUGGAAUAUGAGUAUAAGUAUACUUCUAACAUUCCAAUUUAUCAUGUUAUAACUAUCUUCGAGUCUACGAAAGUCUAUGGAAAAUCGUCAAGUGAGUAGGGAAUAAUGUUUUAUUCUUCAAAGUAUAAAUACAAAAAAAGAUUGGAAAAAUGGUGAAAUUGUUAGAGAAAAAAAUAGACGUGAUAGAGAAUCUUUGAACAUUUCGCAUUCCUGUAAUUUUCCUGAAAGUCCCUCUGAAUUAAAAAAAAAGAAAGAAAAAGAUGUGGGGAAAAAUAGUUAAUUUGAUGAUCGAACUAUAGUCAAUACAAUUAUUAAUGCAUUUGCAAUGCAUAUAAUUUUUUUAUUAAUUGAGAACGAGACAGAAGAAUUUAAGAAAAUAAAAAAAAAUCAAUUUUGAUGAAAGCACAAAAUAUAUUAUGAGGAAUUGUUGAUAGUGUAUAGUUGAUGGUGGUGAAAAGUUUCAUAAAACAUUGUCAGGAAUUAAAAGUAAUAAACUUUAGUGAAUUGAUGAAAGUACAUACCAAACUAAAAAAUAAUUUAUUGACUGUUCAGUGUUAUACAUUCUGUAAGAACGCGACAAAGAAAAAAUACCGAAAAAACAGUCUCGAAAAAAAUCAAUUAUACCUUUUCAAUCUAUACAGAAAAAAAACUGGAACAUCUUAAGAAAACUUUGCGACUAAAAAGAACUCUUUAAAAAUCAAAAGUUUCAAUGAAUUAUCCAGCAAAACAAAAAAAAAACUUUAACCUCUUCAUGGAUAAUCAAAUUGUAUUCGUCUGUAGAAAGUAAUAUUUGAACGUUUAUCAAAAAAAAAUAGUAUGGAAAAGAAAGAAGUCUAAAGAAUUAUUCGAAGAAAUGGAAUGUUAGGAUGACGUGAAAAAAAUGUAUGUAGCCUUUCGUGAAAAAUUGUAUAGUUGUGCAAACUAUUCUUCGAUAUGAUCAUAAAUAAAGUAAAAUUUAUUGGAUGCAACGUG
Molecule: messenger RNA, 2163 nt
Organism: Phlebotomus papatasi
Lineage: Eukaryota; Metazoa; Arthropoda; Insecta; Diptera; Psychodidae
Gene: Scp2
Product: calexcitin-1
Exons: 7
Coding region: 379-933 (184 amino acids)
Molecular function (GO): calcium ion binding
Source: RefSeq, a predicted model, not a curated record